This is a messenger RNA of Rangifer tarandus platyrhynchus (Svalbard reindeer), 246 nucleotides long. The record is from the annotation of a GenBank genome assembly. NCBI's taxonomy places the organism in Eukaryota, Metazoa, Chordata, Mammalia, Artiodactyla, Cervidae.
AUGCGCAGCGCUGUAGGUGAGCUCGGCUGUGACACAGUCAUUAUUUACAGAACGUGGAAUCCUCCGCGCCGGAAUCCAUCUCGUCCGAGUGAUGCCGCCAGGAAGGACCCGAGUCAGAACGACUGGCCAGAGACGACCCGGAAACGAAUCCCCUCGCCAUACACCCGAGACCACGAGCUGCGUGCAGAGCAGUCCUCCGGGGUUCCCUCACCCCGCUGCUCCCGCCCGGGCGUGUCUGCCCGAUGA